Hipposideros armiger (great roundleaf bat) is the source of this 4144-nucleotide messenger RNA. It is a transcript of the gene TAF8, whose product is annotated as TATA-box binding protein associated factor 8. Lineage: Eukaryota; Metazoa; Chordata; Mammalia; Chiroptera; Hipposideridae. Gene Ontology annotation, biological process: transcription initiation at RNA polymerase II promoter. The transcript has 9 exons. The coding region runs from base 1178 to 2110 and encodes 310 amino acids. Gene Ontology annotation, molecular function: protein heterodimerization activity. The record is from RefSeq and is a predicted model, not a curated record. Gene Ontology annotation, cellular component: transcription factor TFIID complex.
AAAGUCUUCGCUGAGCCGCGGAUCGCGAGUUUAAAGCUGGGCAGGAAGUGGGGAAGAGGGGGCGGGGGAGACAAAGGGGGCUGGAUGCUCUGCUCAGCUAAGAUUUGGGCCAGGACUCCUGGUGUUGCACCCCCGCCCGCAGACCCCGCCCCCCGUGCCCUAGGCGAGGGGGCGGAGGCGCGCCCCCCAGGCUCAGGUAGGCGCGACUGUGCAGGUGCGGCGCAAAUAAAUGUCCAGACUUCUGCCUCCAGGCGUUAGCCACUCUUCGAUACGCUAUCCAGGAAAUAAACAACAGUAGACGAUGUUUCCUGACCUUCUAUUAGUACUGUACGUGACACCGUGACAGGCACUUUAUAUUCGCUCUUCUCUCUCCCUACUAUCAAUCACACCCGUUUCACAAAAGAGGAAACUGAGGCACAAUGAAGUUAGGUCCUGUGCCCGUAGUCCCACAGCUGGCGCGUAUUAGAAUUCAAACCCAUCAUCUUCGUCCUGCCAGGUAUGAAUAAGGCACGGUUAGGUCCCCGCAGGAAGAACCCCCAUCCGGAGGGUCUGGCGGGCAAGUGAACAGAAAACCACAGGCACCGUAAUGCCCUGGGAGUGAGGCGGACAAGGGACAGAACCUCUUGCCCGCCUGCUCCUCCCGUCUGGCUCCGCAAAUACCUGCGGGUUAAUUGAGGGCAAGAAGGCAGUUGGGUGCAGUGAAAGACCUGGACUAGGUAUGCUCUGGUUGCAAGUGGGGCAUUGAUGGGCUGCAGAGUCAUCAGUACAACAUAAGAUUUCCCAAAAUUUCCCGCUCAGGAGAAUCACCUGGAGAGUUUAACAAUCCAUAUUAUCAGACCCCUCCCGCACAGUGAAUCACCCAGCCAGGUGUUACUAACAGUCAAGUUUGGAGCGUUCCAGAGGUGUGUUCUUUAUGAGAAACGAUUUCAUCUUCAAAUAGGGAUAAAAACCGAGGGCGCAUUUCCCUGGCCAAUUCCGAGGCUCACUGGGGCGGUAUCAACCGGUAGCUCACUGGAAGUCACGUGAGUUGGGUCAACAGAAGCACCUCCGCCGCUAAACGCCUCUUCCCUGAGUUUCGGAAAGCCCAGAGGGGCGCACGCUGCCCCGCCUCCUCUCUCCGCCAGGCGACUACAAAUCCCAUCCUGCCUUGCGCUCGCGCACGUUACGCCAGAGCAAGAUGGCCGACACGACGGCCACUGCUGGGGCUAGCAGCUCCGGAACGAGAUCAGGAAGUAAACAGUCCACUAAUCCUGCUGAUAACUACCAUCUAGCCCGGAGGCGAACCCUGCAAGUGGUUGUGAGCUCCUUGCUCACAGAAGCAGGGUUUGAGAGCGCUGAAAAGGCGUCUGUGGAAACGUUGACAGAGAUGCUACAAAGCUACAUUUCAGAAAUUGGGAGGAGUGCCAAGUCUUACUGUGAGCACACCGCCAGGACCCAGCCCACGCUGUCAGAUAUCGUGGUCACACUUGUUGAGAUGGGUUUCAAUGUGGACACGCUCCCUGCUUAUGCAAAACGGUCUCAGAGGAUGGUCAUCACUGCCCCUCCAGUAACCAAUCAGCCGGUGACUCCCAAGGCCCUGACUGCAGGGCAGAACCGACCUCACCCACCGCACAUCCCCAGCCAUUUUCCUGAGUUCCCUGACCCCCACACUUACAUCAAAACUCCGACAUACCGGGAGCCUGUGUCGGACUACCAGGUCCUGCGGGAGAAGGCUGCGUCCCAGAGACGAGAUGUGGAGCGGGCACUCACCCGUUUUAUGGCCAAGACAGGCGAGACCCAGAGUCUUUUCAAAGAUGACGUCAGCACGUUUCCAUUGAUUGCGGCCAGACCUUUCACCAUCCCCUACCUGACGGCUCUUCUUCCAUCUGAGCUGGAGAUGCAACAAAUGGAAGAGACGGAUUCCUCAGAGCAGGAUGAGCAGACAGACACCGAGAACCUCCCUCUUCAUAUCAGCACGGAUGAUUCCGGAGCCGAGAAGGAGAACACAUCUGUCCUGCAGCAGAACCCCUCCUUGCCGGGGAGCCGUAAUGGGGAGGAGAACAUCAUCGACAACCCCUACCUGCGACCUGUGAAGAAGCCCAAGAUCCGCAGGAAGAAGUCCCUCUCGUGAGCUGAGAAGGAAGCCUGCCUCGUACAGAGACGUGGACACCACCUUCCUGGGGGAGUUAAAGCCACUUGAGGGAAGAAGAAAGGGUGGCUUCCUCAUGGUCCAGCCAAGGCUGCCUGGGUGUGACCGGGCAUGAUUUUAGUAGCAAACUAUAUUAAGAUUACCUAUUUUCACUGGAUGUUUGGGUUGAGUAAGAUCGGAUGGUAAUAACGAGGCUUGCUUAAUCAACCAGGUCAUCCUGUGGGGCGUGGGAACCACUGGUGACUUGAUUUACUGUCAUAAGACUUGAUUCCUUUGGAACUUGGAAGGCCAGGGGAGGUGGUAGGAGAGAGAGUGCCAGAAAGACUGUUUGCCUAGUUUCUAUUUCAGGAUAUCCGGAUCCCUAGUAUUGACUCUCAAACAACCUGUGGCACCAAUUUAUCUUCCUAGGACCUCAUUCUUAUUUCUCUCCUCACCUGGGCUUCAGGUGCCCUGUUGAGCUGACCAAAGGUAACUUAGCCCUCCCACACCGUGUUGGGCACAGGGGGCCCACACAUCACUCCUUGAUCAGGGGCCGGCAGGAAUCAGGAGGCCUGAGCAGAUACGUAAUGUGGAGGAGAGUGAUGCGUAAGGGCAGCACCAAUUCUCUCAUUAGCAUCUGCUGAACUCCCUGAAGUAGGGCAACCCUAUCUCCUGAGAGAUUUAUCGUUUAUAUCUUUCUGUGGAAUGUUAUGUCCUGUCCCAUGCUGGGAAAAGAGUUUUCUCUCACAAGAGCCUACCUAGAUCAGUGGGUUUGUUAUGCUGUGACUUGAUAGAGGAAUCACCAACUUGAAUAAACAGGACAAGGAUCUGAUGGGGGGUCGGGGAGGCACAGGGGGUUGGGUGAUGAGAUUCUGAGGGCUGGAUUUAGCCUUGUAUUCGGAAAGCUGAGAAGCCUGGUUGAUCUGCUGGAAGGCCUGCACAGACGGAGGGCCAUGCUCCCAUCUUGUGGAAGUGGGCUGAGAGCAGCCUGCAGGCCAAACCUAGGUGUCCUUCCAGAAGCAGGUCCGAAUUUGCUCAACCUCUUUACCUCCUGGGAAGAGAAGAUUCCGUUCUUGAUGUACCUGACAAACCAAACAAGUCUCUAAGGAAGAUAUUGGGCAAGCUGAUACCCUUUGGCUGGUCUCUGGAGGAAGAGAUUUAAAAACCAAGUCUCAGGAAGAAAAACGCCGGUGACACCUGGAAGUUAACACAGGAUAAUCGAGGAGUCCCCUGGGUUAUCAUCCUGAAGUCCACAUUGAACUCUCCUUAUACUCGGUUUUCACAGUCUUCUCUUAAUCUUCUGUGCUCUUGGUGAACUUGAAAACUCAAUAAACUUGGUGACUUGACAGCAGGCUCCAUGUUCCUCUGGGCUCACUGUUCUCUAGCGCAUUCCAUCCCAUCUCCUGGAAGGAAAGAGCUGCUUGUCAGUAACUGAAGGGGGCUUGCUCAUGAGAAACCAGCUCUGGACCAGAUAAAGAGUUUUUCAGAUUUGUAGUGACCUGAAACUCUUCCAGUUGAAAGCAGUCUGGUGAGCCUAUGCUGACCCCUCAGCAUGUGUGAUACGGCUCCUGGCAGUGCUUGGCCUGUUGAGUUACUUCAUUCAACGUCCCACGUUUGAGCCAUGGCAGGUGCAUGGCUUGCUGCCUUCACUGCUCUUGGGAACAAUCAUCUCAGCCAACAUUUCUGCCGUUCCUCUUUUCACCAUCUAAGACAAAGCCCUGUUGAGUGCCUGUCACGCUGAGGGAAAAGGUGGGAUUUGGAAAAGAGUCGCCAUUUCUGCUGCGAGAAUUUCAGAGGCGGUACUGCUGUAAUUCUGUUCUGGGUGAGAGACACUGGGAGAUGGUUAGGCAACUUGAAACAUUGACCCGACUGUUGUUAUUGUGUAAAAACUGCAUACUUCUCAGUAUAUUUAUAAAUUUCUAUUUUUUGUAACUUUGGGGGAAUUCUUAGAGGGAAAACGGCCAGAUUAAGAAUGUGAUUUAUGAGCUCUUAAUAAAAUGUCAUUAAAAAAACUUCAUAAAUGAAACAGAAUUCUAA